Messenger RNA from Cladocopium goreaui, 1252 nucleotides. NCBI's taxonomy places the organism in Eukaryota, Dinophyceae, Suessiales, Symbiodiniaceae. The record is from the annotation of a GenBank genome assembly.
AUGCUAUUGUUGCUGCCAUCCACUGGAUCCCCGGCCAAAAUGCCAGGUGAACAAAGUAACGCGAUUGACAAAGCCCGCGAGCGCAUCAAGGAUUCCUUCACGCAUUUGAUCCAUGAGGUGCCAUCAGCCACCCAUUACCAACCUCAAUGGUCCAAGUUGGACCAGCUACCCGAGGAGGAAUUGUUGCCUGAGUAUGUCUCGGCCAUCCAAUCUUUGCGACAGCUUCUGUUCACUCAACUUCAAGGUGCCAGGCCAUUGCAGGCCGCCAGUGUUGCUGCCCAGCUGCGAAUGUAUGUGGACCUUGUGCAGAAAGAUCACUUCAGCAUAUCUUUGGCCAAAGAAGCCUUUGAGGAUUCUCACGUAGCCCAGCUUUGCGAGAAAUUUGGGGUUCUGGCGCAGGAGUUUGCUGGUGACUUACCAUCCUUGAACCUCUCCGCGGCUAUGGACUUGUCUGAGCAGUCCAUCCAAGAACAGCGCGACUUGAUCAUCAAGGAUUUUCAUUUGGGUGAUGGCUUUUUGCGCCGGCUGCAGCAGUGCUUUCGCAAGAAGAGGGAUGAGUUGGAAGACAUCAAUCAAGAGAUGGUCUUGGCAGAAUGGCAGAAGGAGGUGCACAGUGUGGCGGAGUCAGGUCGGUGCUUCAUCCUUUCCAAGUUGGCCAUCGAACUGCCAAAGUACAGGAAAACAUACGGCGCGAUCUUCAGCAAAUCUGUGGAGGCGAAGGCGCGGGACUUUGCGUUGCAGGUGCAACGCUCACGUGUCGCCGGGUGUGUCCUGUUGCGACACUUUGCAGUGCCAGUGGCGCCGUGGUUUGCCUGGCCAGUCAUGGCCCUCUACAUCAGGCAAGGCGCUCUCUCCGGCAUCUUGACGAUGGCCGUGCAUGGCGUGGUGCUGGCGGGGAUCUAUUCCAUCCUACAGUUUAUGGGUCGCCUGCCUUUCUAUGUCGACUUGGAUUAUCAAGUUCUCAAGCAUCAUCCAGGUCUACUGGAGUUUGUCAUGAAGUAUCCGCAGAUCCCUUGGGACUUGCUCUCCCAGUUCAUUGCCAUUCUCGGAUGGAUUCGGGUGGCCUGGAUCGUUGCUUCCCAAAUCUUCAGGCCCCCUGAGACGAGAACCAUAGGACAACUCUCUAAUCUGGAGAUCAAGCUCAACACCAUACUGGAACGCACCGAGGCCCAGAUGAAGAAAGAGAUCAUCACCGCAGCCCUGGAAGCAGCACUUUGGAUCGACAGCAACGACCCUUCGGCCGCGGCUCUGG